Brassica napus (rape) is the source of this 1109-nucleotide messenger RNA. RefSeq lists its product as uncharacterized. Bases 442 to 966 code for a protein of 174 amino acids. Gene Ontology annotation, molecular function: zinc ion binding. The record is from RefSeq and is a predicted model, not a curated record. Lineage: Eukaryota; Viridiplantae; Streptophyta; Magnoliopsida; Brassicales; Brassicaceae. The transcript is spliced from 2 exons.
GGCCAAAAAAACACUGAACUUUGCGGGAAUUGCCAAAAGAAACCUGGACAUAUGGGCUAGCCAAUAAAAUCCUGAACUUUUGUUGACUUUUCGGGUUUAUUAAGAAACUUACGAUUGACUGACCAGAUUAACACACCGUUAACCGAGUUAACUGUUAAUUAAGCGGACGUUAAUUUUGGGUGUUAAAGUAUACGACGUCGUUUCAUCACUUUGUCUGAUUAAAGACAAACGACGUCGUUUAUAUAGCUGUGUUAUUAAAAAUAUGGGUUUCCAACGGCUCGAACUCGUGUACUGGGGUUUAAUGGUAGGGGUUUUUGCCACUGAGCUAGUGGACUUUGCAAUGGAUAUACGAACACAGUUUCUUUUAUUCUCUUUGAAUCCGACUUAAAUGAAUCAAAAAGAAACGACGGCGUUUUCUCCUCCGAUUGGUAUAAACCCUAAAUGGGCGAAAUCAUAAAUCCAGUUCGCGAUUCAAGCUCGAUUCUCUUCGAUCUCGUCCUUAAGAAUCUCGAUUCUCAUCUCUCCUUCUUCGAGUAUCGCAUGAUGAGUUCGGGUUGUGAGGAUUCGUCUGUGAAUACGAUGGGAAUUCGUGGUAUCCCGGAGCAAUGCGGCUGUGGUCGAAGAACUGGGAUAUACACAUCAAAAACGAAGGUCAAUCCAGGAAGAACUUUCUUUAGAUGCCCAACGUUUCAAAAUGAUCACUUGUAUAAAUGGCUAGAUGAAGCUGUCUACGAAGAGGUUCAAGAUGCAUUGCCAAAAAUUGAGUGCUUUGCAUCAGAUGUUAUGAAACUUAAAAUGGAGAUCGAAAGCAUGAAAACCGUGGAGGAAGAGUUGAAAGAAGAUGUCAGGAAGGCGAGCAAUGAACUUAAGAAGCUGAAUGUGAUCAUGAAAGUGGGUUUUUCGGUGGUUUGUUUAGGCGGUGUGAUAUGUCUUGUAAGGCUAUGUUUACCUAAGAACUCAUGUUGAUCAUGUUUGACAAAGCAGAUGGGUUGUCUAUGAAUAUCUACUAGGAGACUCUAUUUAUGUAAGGCUAUGUUUAUGUAAGACUCAUGGUUCAUGUAAGGCUAUGUUUUAAGACAAUGUUUCAGUAAUGUUUAUGUUUUACUUCU